This is a messenger RNA of Trichomonas vaginalis G3, 939 nucleotides long. RefSeq names its product cyclin-dependent kinase inhibitor 2C-related family. Gene Ontology annotation, biological process: positive regulation of transcription by RNA polymerase II. The record is from RefSeq and is a predicted model, not a curated record. Gene Ontology annotation, cellular component: nucleus. Bases 1 to 939 code for a protein of 312 amino acids. Lineage: Eukaryota; Parabasalia; Trichomonadida; Trichomonadidae. The transcript has a single exon. Gene Ontology annotation, molecular function: transcription cis-regulatory region binding; protein binding.
AUGACCGAACUUCUUGUUACAAAAGGAGCAAAUAUCAAACAAUUAGAUAAACAAGGACUUUCAGUUCUGCACAUUGCAGCAAAUAAAGGCAGUAUAGAUCUCUGUAAAUAUUUUAUUUCCCUUGGAUUUGAUAUUAAUGCAAAGGAUCUUAAUGGAAAAACACCAAUACAUUAUGCAACACAAUGCCAUGCAGCAGAAAAUUUAUUGGAAUAUCUUUUAUCAGAGGGUGCUGAUGUAAAUUCACAAGAUAAUGAUAAUCAAACUCCUCUUCAUUAUUCAGCACAGGUGAAUAAUUCAGAUGUAGCUCAACUUCUUCUUCAAAAUGGUGCAAAUAUUGAAGCAAAAGAUAAAACUGGAAAAACAGCACUUGCCAUAGCUGCGGAAUUAAAUUUAGUAGAAAUAGCAGAAUUUCUUAUUUCUCAUGGUGCAAAUAUCAAUACACAAGAUAAUGAUAAUAAAACACCUCUUCAUUAUAUAGCAGAAAUGGAAUGUUCAUGUGUAGCUCAGCUUCGCUUUCCACUUGGCGCAAAUCUUGAAGCAAAAGACAAUGCUGGAAAAAUACUUAUUCGUUAUUCAACAAUUGCGCUCAAAGCCAUUUGGAUAGAACUCCUUAUACAACAUGGCGCAAACAUCGAAGCCAAAGACAACACUGGAAAAACAGCACUCUGUUUGGCUGCAAAACAUAGUUCAUUUAAAAUAGUUGAAAUUCUUAUUUCUUAUGGUGCAAAUGUCAAUACACAAGAUAUUGAUAAUAAUACACCUCUUCAUUAUGCAGUAAAUUAUCCAGAUAUUCGAAAAGUACAGCUUCUUAUUCAACAUGGUGCUAAUGUCAAUGCAAAAGACAGCACUGGAAAAACACCUCUUCAAUGCGCCAUUAAAAAUAAUCAGAGACUAAUGAUUCAGCUUCUUCGUGAAAACGGAGCAAUUGAUGAAUCUUAA